Helicoverpa zea (corn earworm) is the source of this 846-nucleotide messenger RNA. RefSeq lists its product as uncharacterized. The coding region runs from base 1 to 354 and encodes 117 amino acids. The transcript is spliced from 2 exons. The record is from RefSeq and is a predicted model, not a curated record. NCBI's taxonomy places the organism in Eukaryota, Metazoa, Arthropoda, Insecta, Lepidoptera, Noctuidae.
AUGGUAGGUGAGCUGUUCGGACCACGAAUUGAAUUGGCUCCAGUCAAAAUUUACGGCUACAAGAUUAGCAAAUUGAUGUCAGGCAUGGAGGUCGACGUUGUGAAGAAAAAGGGGAAAAAGAAGCGCAAUUCUCAUAAGCAUAAACGUAACGGCACCAAGCGUAUUCGUGUCGAGAGUGAGCUUGCCAAGGCACUGAAAGCUCUUGUGUUGGAGAACAAAGGCAAGCCGAAACAAAAGCCGAAAAAGAAGCCAAAACAAAAGGUGGACAAGCCAGCACGUGCGGUCGUGAAGCCCGUCCCACCGCGUCAUGUGAACCACGGCAUCUGUCACAUCAAAUGCCGUCACACUGCUUAAAUGUUCUGUGUUCCUGGUGUUCUGUGGUACGUCCUCAACUUGUUGUGUUUUUGUAGACUAGUUACAAUUGUCUGUUCUAUAUAAUCUUUACCGUCAAUCAUUGUUAAAACCUUUGGAAGAAAUUUGUAAUCUUUGCUAAGUAUUCUUUACUUUAUUGGGUAAAUUGUUCAUUGUUUGAUAAUUCCGUAGGUUUCUUAUCGAUUAUACAAAAGUAUUCUAAAGUAAUUAUCACCCCAAAUUUUAUAAAUGUUAUUCUGUUUGAAUUUGUUGAAAAUACUUAGGUAAAAUUAGAACCAAAGUUACCUACUGUUAGUUAUAUCUUUAUAUUAUUUGUUAUCAUGUGGACUGGUUUAGGCUGUGGAUUUGUAUUUUUAUACUUAAUUUUAACCCAGAUAUGUCUCUAUUUAUACAGCUCUAUCGCUAUUGUUUUUAAAUGUGCUUGCUAUAUUGUCACAUGCAUAUCUAUCUAUUUGUUUCACGUUGUUCAGAUAU